Molecule: messenger RNA, 1280 nt
Organism: Colletotrichum destructivum
Lineage: Eukaryota; Fungi; Ascomycota; Sordariomycetes; Glomerellales; Glomerellaceae
Product: Putative superoxide dismutase-like, copper/zinc binding domain superfamily
Exons: 3
Coding region: 215-949 (244 amino acids)
Biological process (GO): superoxide metabolic process
Molecular function (GO): metal ion binding
Source: RefSeq, a predicted model, not a curated record
CCUUUCGUCCUCAACCUUCGUUCGUUAACACAUUUGGAUCAUCGCUUGGUCUGGGCAUCCAUCCCAAUGGUCUCUGUUCUUUAAGAACCUUCCACCCCCUCGGAUCUUCACUUUCAUUUUCGCUUCCUAGAGUCGCACUCGAUCAACGCCUCGCUUCAUUCCACUCACCUCUUACCUGUCUCUUACCACACGAGGGCAUCACAUCAUUUACACAAUGAAGGCCUCUUCUAUUGUCUCCGUCAUUGCUGCUGCGGCAGUUGGCCGUGCGGUUGCUCAAUCCACAGGCGAGCUUGGUGAUGCCUCUGUUGUCAACAACCCGGCUGGUAUCGUGUACGAGGCUGUCUUGCCCGAGAAGCCCUUUUUCAAGGCCGGAUCGCUGGACGGUAAUGUCGAGGGUUCCAUCGUCGCCGUCACGGCUCCCGACGGGAAAGGUGUAGAAUUCAAGGUCCGGUUCUCCAAUCUGCCUAAGGAGGGCGGCCCAUUCACCUACCACCUUCACGUCGAUCCUGUUCCUGCCGAUGGAAACUGCACCAAGACCCUCGCUCAUCACGAUCCCUUCAUCCGCGGCGAGGCCACACCCUGCAAUGCUUCGAAGCCUGAGACGUGUCAGGUUGGCGACUUAAGCGGCAAGCAUGGCGCCGUGUCCGGGGACUACGAGAAGACCUAUGUCGACCCCUACCUCUCCAUCGUUGAGGGUCCCGGUUCCUUCUUCGGCAACCGCAGCUUCGUCUUCCACUUCGCCAACAAGACCCGCAUCAGCUGUGCCAACUUCAAGCUCGUCACAAAGCCCGACUCCCACGACAACUACACAUCGGUCACUGCCACCGGCUCGAUCCCCGUCGGCACUUCUCGGCCCAGCACCAUCCCCUUCCCCGGUGCCGCCUCCGCCAGUGGCGUUUCAAUGUCAUUGAUUCUUGCGGGCUUCGCCGCCGUCGUGUUCGCGCUAUGAGCAGUAUGUCACUUUUCGACUGCAUCUGUCACCAACAAACAAGAUGAACGAAGCAUCCGACUUGCUGCAAACUGAUGAGAACUGGCGUUAUUUUGGGAGUCUUCAAUUAGACAAUACGGGAUUGGCUUUAUGAGUACUAGAUGGAACAAGGGGGAAGUUUUUCUCUCUAGGUAUUAAUGGGCAUGUUUCAUCGCAUGAGGAGUAUGGCAGACCGCCACCGCCAGCGAAGUUGUACAUAGUUACCCUUUGGCAGGAGCACUAGAUGAUACCAGGACGAUGGAGGGCAGUCCAAGAAACCCCACCUCCAAAAACAAAACAAAAAAGUCUUGAC